AUGUUUCGCUCUGUUUCCCGUUUCGCUGGCAAGGACAUCCGUUUCGGCACGGAGGCCCGCCAGGCGAUGCAGCGCGGUGUGCAACGUGCUGUUGACGCCGUUGCCACGACCCUCGGCCCCAAGGGCCGCAAUGUGAUCAUUGAGCAGUCGUACGGUGCACCAAAGAUCACAAAGGAUGGUGUGACGGUUGCGAAGGCAAUUGAGUUCAAGGACCCGUUUGAGAACAUGGGUGCACAGCUCGUUCGACAGGUGUGUAACAAGACCAACGAUCUUGCUGGUGACGGUACGACGACCUCUGCUGUACUUGUGUCGAGCAUCUUCAGUGAGGGCCUCAAGUGCAUCGCCACUGGCACGAACCCGAUUGACAUGAAGCGUGGUAUGGACCGUGCGGUGGAAGUGAUCCUGAAGAGCAUUGCAGAGCAGAGCCGCAAGGUGACGAGCACAGAAAACAUUGUGCAGGUUGCCACGAUCUCGGCCAACGGUGACAACGAGCUGGGCAAGCUGAUUGGACAGGCCAUGGAG
Molecule: messenger RNA, 522 nt
Organism: Trypanosoma theileri
Lineage: Eukaryota; Euglenozoa; Kinetoplastea; Trypanosomatida; Trypanosomatidae
Product: putative chaperonin HSP60, mitochondrial precursor
Exons: 1
Biological process (GO): protein refolding
Molecular function (GO): ATP-dependent protein folding chaperone; ATP binding
Source: RefSeq, a predicted model, not a curated record